Molecule: messenger RNA, 1704 nt
Organism: Maniola jurtina (meadow brown)
Lineage: Eukaryota; Metazoa; Arthropoda; Insecta; Lepidoptera; Nymphalidae
Product: motile sperm domain-containing protein 2-like
Exons: 2
Coding region: 184-1512 (442 amino acids)
Source: RefSeq, a predicted model, not a curated record
GACAUUGACGUUUUUAUUAAGUUUUUUUUAUUUGAAUUUCGAAGUGGUUUUAUUUUUCGUUAACUAAAAACUUUAGAAAAUUGAUAGAAAAUAGUUUGAAAAUCAAUUAAACACGCUUAAAUCAAACGCACAUUGAAGGCACAAAUUUUUCUUUCUGAAAGAAUACCGAACUAGUGGUUUAAAAUGGCGAAAAUCGCCGAAAUACGUCUGCUUUUUGAAGCGAAAAUUAAGGACGGUAUACCCGACCCGCCGGGAUCUUUUGAUAUCCGUGAUCUGGAGAGAGUUAAGAGUGAUAAGUAUUUGUACAGAGUGUUAGAACACUCUCAGAAUAGUGUACAACAUGCAGUGGAUAUGCUAUACGAUAUUAUGGUAUGGAGAAAAAAUAUAGGAGCCAACGAAAUCACUCACGAAACUGUUAACAUUGACUACUUGAAAGAAGGGGUCUUCUUUCCUCACGGUCGUGAUAUAGAUAGCUGUUUACUAUUUAUUAUGAAAGCAAAACUUUACGUUAAAAGUCAGAAAGACAUUGAGGAGGUGAAAAAAGUAAUAAUUUAUUGGUUGGAAAGAAUCGAAAGGGAAGAGGACGGAAAAAAAAUAACUCUUUUCUUCGACAUGGACGGCUGUGGUCUAAACAACAUGGAUAUAGAGAUCAUAAUGUAUAUGGUUACGUUGUUGAAAAACUACUACCCGAAUAUGAUAAACUAUGUCAUAGUAUUUCAGUUACCGUGGAUGCUUACGGCUGGUUUUAAGAUUGUUAAGGGCAUAUUACCUGCUGCAGCUGUGGAACGACUGCGAAUGGUUAGCAAAGACAAGUUGAAAGAUCUAGUUGCUCCCGAACAGGCUUUAGUAAGCUGGGGUGGGAAGGACAACUAUGUAUUCAAAUUUGCUCCCGAAAAUCGUGUAAAUAUAGACAAGCAAUUGAAACAUGUAAGCUUCUCAGAAGAAUGCCAGACCGAAGAAAUGUUACUUUUGAAUCCAAGCAAAUUGUUAAACUUUAGGAACGAUAACGAAAUAAUUUCAGCACAGCUAACGAUAACUAACAUGGAUGAAAGCUGUGUUGCAUUUAAAAUUAGAACAACUGCACCUGAAAAAUAUAUUGUACGUCCUAGCUUGGGUACAUUGACUAGUAAAGCAUCACAAACUAUAAACAUCAUCGUUAAUUCGGGUUUUCUUUUAUCAUCCGUGGAAAAGGAUAGAUUUCUAGUUGUUUCCAUCAGAGUUCCCAAUUCUAAUAUAUCACAGAAAGAUUUGGGUGAUCUAUGGAAAAGCAGUGCCAGUCAAGCAAAUGAGUAUAGACUAAAAUGCUCAUCCAUAGAUUCAAGAGAAAAUUUAAACAAAUCAAACACAAAAAUCCGUGAUACUAAUUCUAUUGAGUACAAACUUGAUCAUUUACAGGCGAGUCACAAAAACUUGAUUAAAAAUAUGAAUAUAGUGAAAAUGUAUCAACUUUUUACACUAUUAUUGAGUUUUGUUGGUCUAAUUUUUGGAUAUUAUACAUACAAAAAUAUGUAAUAAGUGAAAACGGGUAUUGUACAUAGUUAAGUAAAUUUCUAUAAAAAUUGUUGAUUUUUCCAAAGUUUUCUAGUGAUAUUUUAUUUCUAGUACUUAAUGGUAAAAACUUGAGUAAAUCAUGAAAAAUGUAAGUAAGUUACAUAUAUUUUGUAUUGAUGAGUAAAUAAAAAUGUGCAUGCCUUGAUUAUUUAA